UUCUUUUUGAGAUGAGGGCAACAGGAAGAGUAACCGGAUGGUGAUUAAUGAGAGAAAAGGUGUAUGGAACAUCUUCUAGCCAGGGCUAGUGAGCUACAGGGAAAGUGCUGACCACUUGAAAGAUGCCAUUGGAAAUGCGGAAGAAGAUAAAUGAAGAGUAUGAGAAAGAAAAAAUAUAUAAGAAGCAAAAAGGUAAAUAUGAGAAGCUGAAGGCAGACCAUGAGAAGCUAAAGGCAGACUAUGAGAAGCUAAAGGCAGACUAUGAGAAACAAAAGGAGGAAUGUAAGAAGCAAAAAGCUGAAUAUGAGAAGCUAAAGACAGUCUAUGAGAAGCUAAAGGCAGACUAUGAGAAGCAAAAGGAGGAAUGUAAGAAGCAAAAAACUGAAUGUGAGCAGCCAAAGGAAGACUAUGAGAAGCUAAAGAUAGACUAUGGGAAGCAAAAGGACGAAUGUAACAAGCAAAAAGCUGAAUAUGAGAAGCUGAAGGCAGACUAUGAGAAACUAAAGGCCGACUAUGAGAAGCUAAAGGCAGACUAUGAGAAGUUGAAGGCAGAUGAUGAGAAGCUAAAGGUAGACUAUGAGAAACGAAAGAAGGAAUGUAAGAAGCAAAAAGCAGAUUAUGAGAAGCUGAAGGCAGACUAUGAGAAGCAAAAGGAGGAACAUAAGAAGCAAAAAGCUGAAUAUGAGAACCCAAAGGCAAACUAUGAGAAACAAAAGGCAGACUUUGAGAAGCUGAAGGCAGACUAUGAGAAGCUGAAGACAGACUAUGAAAAUCUAAAAGUAGACUAUGAGAAGCUGAAGGCAGAUGGUGAGAAGCAAAAGGCAGACUAUGAGAAGCAAAAGGAGGAAAGCAAGAAACAAAUAUCUGAAUACAAUAAGCUGAAGGCAGAUUAUGAAAAGCAAAAGGCAAAUUAUGAGAAGCUGAAAGUAAAUUAUGUGGAGCAAAAGGAAGAACAUAAGCACAAAGCUGAAUAUGAGAACCCAAAGGCAGACUAUGAGAAGCUAAAGGCAGACUAUGAGAAGCAAAAGGCAGACUAUGAGAAACAAAAGGAAGAAUAUAAGAAGCAAAAAGCUGAAUAUGAGAAGCUGAAGACAGACUAUGAGAAGCAAAACACAGACUAUGAGAAUCUAAAGGCAAACUAUGAGAAAUUGAAGGCAGACUAUGAGAAGCAAAAAGAGGAAUGUAAGAAGCAAAAAUCUGAAUAUGAGAAGCUGAAAACAGACUAUGAAAAGCAAAAGGCUGAUUAUGAGAAGCUAAAGGCAGACUAUGAGAAGCAAAAGGAGGACUGUAAGAAGCAAAAAUCUGAAUAUGAGACCCCAAAGGCAAACAAUGAGAAACAAAAGGUAGACUAUGAGAAGCAAAAGCCAGACUAUGAGAAACUGAAGGCAGACUAUGAGAGGCAAAAGAUAGACUAUGAGAAGCUAAAGGUAGACUAUCAGAAGCUGAAGGCUGAUUAUGAGAAGCUAACAGCAGACUAUGAGAAGCAAAAGGAGGAAUUUAAGAAUCAGAAAAUCGAAUUUGAGAAGCUGAAAGCAGAUAAUGAGAAUCUAAAGUUGGUCUAUGAGAAUCUAAAGGCAGACUAUGAGAAGCUAAAGGAGGAAUGUAAGAAUUGGAAAACAGAAUAUGAGAGGCUGAAGGCAGAUGAUGAGAAGCUAAAGGCAGACUAUGAGAAGCAAAAGGAGCAAUGUGAGAAUCAGAAAACAGAAUAUGAAAAGCUGAAGGCAGAUUAUGAGAAGCUAAAGGCAGACUAUGAGAAACUAAAGAAAGAUUAUGAGAAACAAAUAGCAGACUGUGGGAAGCAAAAGGAGGAAUAUAAGUAUCAGAAAACAGAAUAUGAGAAGCUGAAGGCAGACUACGAGAAACUGAAGGAAGACUAUGAGAAGCUAAAGGAGGAAUGUGAGAAGCAAAAAGCUGAAUAUGAGAAUCAGAAAACAGAAUAUGAGAAGCUGAAGGCAGACUAUGAGAAGCUAAAGGCAGACUAUGAGAACCAAAAGGCAGACCAUGAGAAGUAAAAUAAAGAAAAUGAGAACAAAAAGAGUCAGAAAAGGAAAAGGAAACAUUUUGAAAUAAAAUUUUAAGAUUGUCUUCCCUUUCCUCAUUGAAGGACUAAAAACUGUAGUUUCCAAAAUAAUCUAAGAUCCUUUGACAUCCAGAAUUCUCUCACAUCUAGUUUCCAUCUAGUUUUGGCUGAAUUCAUAACCAUACAAUUCUUGAAGAAUGUGGAGCCCAGUGGUUGGAAGUCUUCAUGGGCUAUUGAUUCCUGACCUUCAUUUUCUAACUAGAUUCCAAGUCUCCUGUAGGAUCACUCCAUCAUUAACCCAACUCCAACCAGGCAGUUUGAGCAGAAAACAAAAUAAAGUAUAAGACCUGAAAAUUAAAGGUUACAAGAAGGAAUACAGAGAUGAAAGAUUAGUUAUGCAGAUGCAGUACUUCUUAAUAGUACUUUGGAAAAGUUUCAAAUAUAAGCCAUUCCUUAUUUUUAAAGCAUCCUUUACAAAU
Messenger RNA from Gracilinanus agilis (Agile Gracile Mouse Opossum), 2499 nucleotides. RefSeq names its product probable cell-surface antigen I/II. Bases 123 to 2012 code for a protein of 629 amino acids. Gene Ontology annotation, cellular component: cytoskeleton. The transcript is spliced from 2 exons. Lineage: Eukaryota; Metazoa; Chordata; Mammalia; Didelphimorphia; Didelphidae. The record is from RefSeq and is a predicted model, not a curated record.